This is a messenger RNA of Echinops telfairi (small Madagascar hedgehog), 3920 nucleotides long. RefSeq names its product adiponectin receptor 2 (gene ADIPOR2). Bases 200 to 1363 code for a protein of 387 amino acids. Gene Ontology annotation, biological process: adiponectin-activated signaling pathway. Gene Ontology annotation, molecular function: signaling receptor activity. The transcript has 8 exons. NCBI's taxonomy places the organism in Eukaryota, Metazoa, Chordata, Mammalia, Afrosoricida, Tenrecidae. Gene Ontology annotation, cellular component: plasma membrane. The record is from RefSeq and is a predicted model, not a curated record.
CCGUGGCUCUUGAGGCGCCUGAGGCGGGCGGCGAGGCGGCGACGAGUUCCGGGUGAGGGUCUCUGGGGUGUGAGCGGCGUUUCGCGGGCGAAGCGAAGGAGAGCUCUGGACGGAGAGGGUCAACUCACUAUCUGAAAGUACAUCCUCCCAAGAAGGGACCGAAAGAAAGACCUGUUUGUAAGAAAAGCUUGGGUAUCCCAUGAACGAGACAGAAGAAAACCGGUUGCGGUGCAGCAGGACUCCAGAGCCAGAUAUAAGGCUCAGAAGAGGGCACCAACCUGAUGAUUCAAGGAGAAGUAAUAAUGAAGACCUCCAAGGAGGGAACUUGAAGCCCCUUCUAGAGGCACCUGUUCUUGCUUCUCAUCGGAACAAAAGUUCUGAGGAACACGAGUGCAAUGAUGAAGCCUCUCAGGAAGAUGAGAGGUUUAUGGGCAUGUCCCCUCUCUUACAAGCCCAUCAUGCCAUGGAGAGAAUGGAAGAGUUCGUUUGUAAGGUAUGGGAAGGUCGAUGGCGAGUAAUCCCUCAUGAUGUUCUUCCCGACUGGCUCAAGGAUAACGACUUCCUUCUCCAUGGACACCGGCCCCCUAUGCCUUCUUUCCGGGCCUGUUUCAAGAGCAUUUUCAGAAUACACACAGAGACGGGCAACAUCUGGACACAUCUCUUAGGUUGUGUAUUCUUCCUGUGCCUGGGGAUCUUUUAUAUGUUUCGCCCAAACAUCUCUUUUGUGGCCCCUCUACAAGAGAAGGUGGUCUUUGGAUUAUUCUUCUUGGGGGCUAUUCUCUGCCUUUCUUUCUCAUGGCUCUUCCACACAGUCUACUGCCACUCAGAAGGGGUCUCCCGGCUCUUCUCUAAACUAGACUACUCUGGUAUUGCUCUUCUGAUUAUGGGAAGUUUUGUUCCUUGGCUUUAUUAUUCCUUCUACUGUAAUCCACAACCUUGCUUCAUCUAUUUGAUUGUCAUCUGUGUGCUGGGUAUCGCAGCCAUCAUCGUCUCCCAGUGGGACAUGUUUGCCACUCCUGAGUACCGGGGAGUGAGAGCAGGAGUGUUUCUGGGCCUGGGCCUGAGUGGAAUCAUUCCUACUUUGCACUAUGUCAUCUCGGAGGGCUUCCUGAAGGCUGCCACCAUCGGCCAGAUCGGCUGGUUGAUGCUGAUGGCCAGCCUGUACAUCACAGGCGCCGCCUUGUAUGCUGCCCGGAUCCCGGAACGGUUUUUUCCUGGCAAGUGUGACAUCUGGUUUCACUCUCAUCAGCUGUUUCACAUCUUUGUGGUUGCUGGAGCUUUCGUUCAUUUCCACGGCGUCUCCAACCUCCAGGAGUUCCGGUACAUGAUCGGAGGGGGCUGCAGUGAAGAGGGUGCGCUGUGAUACUGACUAGUGGCCAGGGACCGACCCUGCCUCAGGGCCCGCAGCACCUGCAGGCCUCCUUUCUGGUCCGUGAUGUCAGUACCAGAGGAGCCCCCAUACCUGGACAGCCUAGUGGGCUUUGUGAUGCCCCAGGGGCUCCAGGUGGUAUACGACUGACCAGAGGGGAAAUAAAUCAUACCUCAAGGAUGGACUGCAUCAGUCUGGAGAACAAGAGGAAUGGCCGAAACGAACACUGCCCUGGGGUGUACAGAUGGAGGGCUCUGCAAGACCCUGGGCAGACUGGCUUCUGAUGUGGCUCGUAUUUAUUGGUGGACAUGGGGAAACAGGCUCACUGGUGGUUCCCUUCUCUCCUGACACAGUAAUACAAACCAGUUUAGGUGAGCAUUUAUAUCCUAUUAAGGGGUGGGAGUGUGAUUUUAGAUGCUCUUUGGGGAGAACAAAGAAAUUAAUGUAAAUAAGAUUUCUAACUUACUGUUUAAAUAAGAAUUUAUAUAAAUGUUUAAAACAUAGGGACGAGGGAGGGAGGGAACAUUUUUGUAUAGGUUGAAACAUGCAAGUACCACACACUGUUUCAAUUUUGCACAAAGUAACGGAAGGAGGGUCAGGUGAUAGCCCCAGAAUGUAUAUUGCCUUGGUUCACCAAGGUGCCUUCCAAAGGCGGACAUAGCUUGGGCCCUAGUAGGCAGAGGGCGUAGCCCCAGCCUAGGGAAUCUUAUGAGCACUCUCACACCUGAGAGCUGAGACCUUUGGAAGUUUAUGAGGGAGAAGGAAGUAACGUGGUAUGUGUUUCCCAGUGGAAGUAGCAUGUAAGGGCUAACAGGAGUGAGAUGGUUAGGCUUUAGUGAAAGUACUGUUUGAGAGAUGAUUUAUUUUCUAGACCCUUUCUAGAGAGUAGAGCCACCUUCUCGGGAAGGUCAGUCAGUUGUGCUGGCAUCUGAGGGACAGUGUCAGGGACAGGGACGAUCUGAUUACUUGUUGGCGUCCUGUUGAAAGUUGUGCUCAUUCUGAUUGGUGGAGAGGCGUCCUGGUUUUCAGUGCCCCUACUAUGGUGGAACACAGUCAAAUCACUGCCCAGACCACCCUUCCUCCUGCAGUAUGAUCUGGCCUCUCCUUGGUAUCAUAGUCCUUGUCAUGGGCCAGCCACAAAAGGGAUUCUGACUUGGCCAGAUGCCUCUUGAACGGAUUAGCACAGGAAGGGAAACUCUCACUUUGGCACAUAGAACAGAUGGGCUUUGCUUCUGGUCAGCUGUUCUCUUGAACAAGAGAACCAGCAGGAUUGUUGUAAAGCAGAGUCCAGCGCCCAUCAUGGAGCAGAGGGAGCGUGCUGGAAGGUUGUGGGUGGUGUGGCCCAGUAUUCUAAUAGAAUCCUUAAGGCCAUGUCCUUGAAGAGCAGUAGGAAACAGGAUGACUCACCUCCCAGAGGAUGUCAAUGGUGUCAAGGAGAGUGGCAAGGGAGAGUUCUGAUCUCGGCUCACAGGAGGGCAGACUCCUAAAAUAGCACCGAGUCUCCAGUUGCUCACGUGCGAGGGUCUGGGUGAGUAAGCCAUGUCCCGGAGCUGCUGGGUGUGAGCACGGACGGCGCCACUCCAGGCAUGAGGGCUGAGGGUUUGAGACCAGGGAAGGGUCUUGACCGUAUUAAGGAUGGGAUUUUCUCCGUUUAGUUUUCUCCCCUCCUUUUCUAAUCUCCAGCAAAAGCUGAGAACCAGGAAGAAAGCAUUCACAGUAGAAUUUAAGAGUAUUUUGGUCCCAAUAAGGUCACUGCCCUGGGUGCUAGGUGGAGUGAGCACAAGGCUCUGGGUGAACUGGUGUAGUAGCUGACAAAAUUAAGAACAGUAUUAAUAUAGCUGAGGAAACGGUCCACAGGACAGUGGCUACCAGGAAGAAUGCUCACUUAGUGUCAUGGGAGCAAUAGUCCCUAUCAGAGGUAGACCUGCUCUCCGGGGCUGCACUUUGGGACCCCGUAUGUGAUGCAUCCCUGUAGGACGCCAGCAGAGAUAGCAGACUCCGGUCCCAGGCCCCCCACCCCCCACAGGAGGAGCAGAAUCUGGUUCAGCACAGCACAAACCCUUAGGAAAAAUGAACUUAACACCACCAGUGCAUAAUCCAGUAAAACCUCCCUCUGCUAGGGUGUGAGAGCAAACCCUUGUGUAUGUGUCCAUUUCUGUAUGUGUGUCUGCGUGCAACUCACGACCAGCAGCCUCACCGUGCACUGGUCUGACAGUGCUAGCUGAGAACUCUCACCAGGUUGGCGCCUGAAUGCCUUACUCUCAGCAGUCAGAGGCUUGCUUGCUCUGUGCACAUUUUUAAUUGUUUUCUUUUGGCCAUAGGCUGGUUUGGACUUUCACAGCUUCCUUCUUUUCACCAUUAAACAGUGGCCUUUUUCAGUAUUUCCCCCUUCCCCUUUAUAAAUUGCUGAAGCCACAAAGCACAUUGGGGUGGGGGGAGGGGUGUCAUAGAUUUGGGUUCCGGAGGGUUGUCUGUGUGAUGGCCCCAUUCACCGUGGGAUUUCUCUACUUGCUGUCUUCUCAACUUCUUCUAAUAAAAAGAACCAAACGGA